Messenger RNA from Notodromas monacha, 1640 nucleotides. The record is from the annotation of a GenBank genome assembly. Lineage: Eukaryota; Metazoa; Arthropoda; Ostracoda; Podocopida; Cyprididae.
AAUUUUUUGAUUUCAUUGUUUCCAGACUUUGUGAUAUAAAUAGAAAAACUUCGGCCACUUUUUCCCGCGUCUGCCCUUCCUCGUGCCAUGUACUGCUGAGACUGCUGCAAAGAAGAAAAAAGCAGAUAGAAAACUUUUUUAAUAAACGACCGGAAUUUGAGUGGAUCAGCAGUCGCGUGUGUGUGUGUGUGUGUUAUUUUAAGCAAAGGACUCGUGUGUGAAUAAUUUUUGCUACCGUCGCAUUGCUGAAAAGCGAAGCCAGGAUGAAGAAUUCCGCACUGCUCAACGUUCUGCACAAAACUGCCAAACUCGGCAGCAAUAAGCAGCAGAAUGGCAGUAAGACGUGGAUUCAUUCGCCAGAGGCGCUCCAGAGUAACCACGUCGUCUACCUGGUCAAGGGAUUGAAGCGUAAGUUUCUCGGGUGCACGGAGGUGGAACAGCCCAAAGGCACGGACGUGAUCCGCGAAGGCAUCCGAAAACUCAAGUUCAACCAGCAGCUGAAGAAAGCCGAGGGCGCAAAGCCCAACAAAGUCGAGCUCACCGUGUCCAUUGACGGAGUCACCAUACAAGACCCGAAGACCAAGACGGUGAUGCACAAGUAUCCCUUGCACCGGAUUUCGUAUUGUGCCGACGACAAGUUGGAGAAGCGGUUCUUUAGCUUCAUUGCCAAGGAGGCUGAAGAAGGAAGACACAUGUGCUUCGUUUUCGUGUCUGAUAAACUGGCGGAAGAGAUCACUCUGACGAUCGGACAGGCGUUCGAUCUGGCCUACCGACGGUUCCUCGACAGCCAGGGCAAGGACCUGGAAGCCCGGAAACAGACGCUUUUGGUGGAGAAGCGGGCCAAGAUGGCGGAGGCCGAGGUCAUGGAGCUCAAGUCUCGGCUCCGCGACCUGGCCGCCAUGCUCGCCCCGCAAGACCUCGACAAUGGGGUGAGGUUAUAUGCCUCGAUUUCGGAUGUUCUCGAGCUGAAUAUUCCAGAAGAGAAUCUUAAGAAUUUGGCGAAUGGCGAUGGCAGCGAUUCGAAGCGAGUCGUGAAUCUCAUUUCAGACUUCGACGUACCGGCACUGUCGACACUGUCGAGGGAAGAUUCGUCGGACGACGGACACGGAUUGGAUGCACUGACUAUGUCUUCGCCGCCGCCGCCAGUGCCGCCGCGAACGAACGCGGCCCCGUCACCGACGACCGGCGAUUUAUUGGGUGAGAUUGACGCGAGUUUCGACGGCGCCCCGCCGGCGGUGCCAGGCCCGAGCAUCGUUGACAAUCUCAACUGGAAAGAACUGGAGGAACUCGAGUCUCCGCCGCCUGCUGUUACCAGCAAAAGCAACGGGACGCCGCCAAUGGCCAAUGGACAUCCUGCGAUCGCUGCUUUGAAACUGAGUCCGCCGCCGGGAAAGAACCCGCCCCCGUUGCCCGUGCGUCAGUCUGCUAGCUCAAGCGGCCUGCUUUCCGACAUGUUCUCGUCACCGGCGGCGAUGACGAACACCGCCCCGAACAUGCAUCACGCCGCUUCAACGGCGGCGCUCGGGGAUCGGCACAACCCCUUUGCCCCACGUGGGCACGAUGACCCGUUCGGCAUGGGUCAGUUCGGGAACAAUAACAAGCCUGCCUUCCCGGGCUUCAACGGCGAAGCUUUUAACAAG